Messenger RNA from Capsella rubella, 1311 nucleotides. RefSeq names its product FK506-binding protein 4. The record is from RefSeq and is a predicted model, not a curated record. Lineage: Eukaryota; Viridiplantae; Streptophyta; Magnoliopsida; Brassicales; Brassicaceae. Bases 49 to 1143 code for a protein of 364 amino acids. Gene Ontology annotation, molecular function: nucleic acid binding; peptidyl-prolyl cis-trans isomerase activity. The transcript is spliced from 11 exons.
GUCAAGGGUUGUCGCCUCUCGCUCGUCUCAACCGCUCUACCUACACCCAUGGACGACUCCGCCGACGAGGGGCUGCAUACAUUGUUGCCAAAAGUCAGUGACAUUGGGAGGGUUACUGUUAGGGGAUUUGACACUAGGCUGACUCCUCAUGAAGAUGUCGAGAGGGCGCUGAGAAAACAUUUCACUUCAUGUGGAGAGAUCACGGAUGUUUAUGUUCUCAACAGUCGAGCUCAUAUAUAUCUUGUGGGGAAAGACGUAGUCCCUAAGGCCUUGCAGCUUAAUGGAAGUGAUUUGGGAGGAUGGAUUGUCUCUGUUAAGCCUUUUCCGUUUUCUGAAAAUCCAAACGAUAACGUUGUGGUAAAAGUUGAAGGAUAUGACACUUCCCUUAGUGAGAUUGAUAUCCAGAGCGCUUUGUGUAAGCUGUUCUCUUCAUACGGAACGAUCAAGGAACUCCUUUUUAGCCAAGGCCAUGCACUGGCUAAUAUAUGUGGUAAAGACAUUGCUGAUAAGGCGCCUGAACUUGAUGGGAGCGACAUGGGAGGACGCAAAAUAGCUGUUCGAGUGCUUUAUAGACCGAGAAUACACACUACCCACAUGCGCCGCUGCUACGACGAUCAACCUCCUUUUCUCCCACCAAGAACUGCAGUUAUUUCCGAUACCUCUACCAGUGAUGCAGCCAUUACACAAAGCAGGACUGAAAGCUCCAAGACUCCAGGUAAAUCUGUUGAGAAGAAAAGGAAGUUAAGUGAGGAACAGGUUACAACCACAUUAAAGAGUAAGGCUAUUCCUAGUAGUGUUGAGAAGCAAACACCUGAUAUAGCUGGGCUCGUUGUUGACGAUAUAUGCUUGGGAAGCGGCAAGAAAGCUGAUCCUGGAAAAAUGGUAGUAGUCCAUUAUACUGGAAAGCUGCAGGAAAAUGGGAAGAUUUUCUAUUCUACAAAAAGAAAAUUCCCUUAUCAGUUUCGUCUAGGUGUUGGAAAUGUCCUUCCGGGAUUGGAUUUUGGCGUUACUGGCAUGUGUGUUGGUGGCAAAAGAAAGCUCACAAUUCCUCCAGCAUUGAGGCAUUGUGCGGAAGGUUAUGGUGACAAUAUUCCUCCUGACGCUUGGGUGGUGAUUGAUGUUGAACUGAUUAAAGUAAAAUAAAAACUUGCUUGGGAACCUUGUUGAAUACAUGCAUAAUUAAGUUUAGCUUCCCUUUACUGAUGGGUAGUUUUUAUUUUUAUUGUUUACGACCUUUUGUGUACCUAGCUGACUUACUGUUAUUCACAUUCACGUUCUUUGGCUUUUUUAUUUAUCAAGGCGUCCCCAUAA